GCUGGUCGAAAAGAACGUUUCUCUCACGACUCGGACAUCACUAAAAUCGCAUGGCGAGGCUGAGGCAUUGUAGAUUAUUUGGGGAACGUUUCGCUCUUCCCCUCGGUAGAGGCCUUGUCCAUGGCGUUCUUGCAGAGGACUGGAGACUACUGCCACGCUCAACAUCCUCUUGUUUGAACCAGAAAAGAAUGCUCGACGUGCUACCCGCUGGCCUGAUCUGAUUUCUGGAUGCGCCAAGUCUUCCCUCUACUGCCAGUGGUCUUACCACCCAAAACUCUUCAGAAAUCUAAUGGGGUGAUCUUACCUCUCUGGCUACAGUAAGCCAUUAAAGAGAGGAUUCGGGUUUUGGAGACUUUAAACAUCAAGGCGCGCAAAACCCCACGUCUUUAAAGGUUUUAUUUUAUUUUUUUAAUCUGAGACUGAACACAUCGGUGAAGAGCGUACAUUGGGUGAACUUGGUUCUUUUGAAGGUUGGACACUUACGUUUAAGGCGGCACAAUGGCUCGGAUGAACCGGCCGGCCCCUGUGGAGGUGUGCUACAAGAACAUGAGGUUUUUGAUUACUCACAACCCAACAAACUCCACUCUAAACAGCUUCAUUGAGGAUCUUAAGAAGUACGGUGCCACAACGGUGGUCAGAGUUUGCGAGAUAACCUACGACAAAACCCCACUGGAGAAGGAUGGAAUCACAGUUGUGGACUGGCCUUUUGACGAUGGAGCUCCGCCUCCCUCCAAGGUGGUGGAGGACUGGUUGAGUUUACUGAAGAGACGCUUCAUGGAAGACCCCGGCUGCUGUGUGGCUGUGCACUGCGUGGCCGGUCUUGGAAGAGCUCCAGUCCUCGUGGCCGUGGCUUUGAUCGAAAGUGGGAUGAAGUAUGAAGAUGCCAUCCAGUUCAUCAGACAGAAACGCAGGGGCGCCAUAAACAGCAAGCAGCUUACCUAUCUAGAGAAAUAUCGGUCCAAACAGAGACUGCGCUACAAGCACCCUCACUUUUUCAAGAACAAGUGUUGCAUCAUGUGACUGAAUCCUCACUCCACUGUUCUGAACCGAGCUGAACCUGACCACAACUGAUGCACUUUGCUGAUUUGCCAUUAAAAUACAAACGGAUUCGGUCUGGUCGAACGAUCCCACUGGUGCCUCAAUCUCCUUCACUCGGUUCGUGGUGUGGAUACUGCCAUGGCCCAUCUGAGGCUUGCCGUUUGGAGGUCACCAAAAGGCUGCGUAUCUCGGAGGUCAAUGAGAUAGCAACCUAUGACCUUUGACCCUGCACCAAGACUAAUCAUGCCUCAAAAGAUGGUGAUUGUCUGAAAGAACCAGCUGGUGUGAAAACAAUGUGAAUCUUGGAAAAAAUGUGCCCUUUCUUGCUUUCACUACUCUGUUUUUCUUUCUGUACUCUCUUGCCUUGAGUCAGAUUUUUAGACAACUUACAGCUCCUUUAAAACUCGGUUUUCAGCACAAAUCGUUUUACUUCGGACCUUUUCCAUGAUGCUUUGAUGUUUUGUUAGCUAACAUUGGUCAAAGUGCACUUGAGAAGGGCUCACGUGAAAGAUUUCCAUAAACCAACUCUCUGCUACUUCUAGUAGACUGAGGACCAGAUGUUAAAUGAUUUUAAAAGAGAUAGAUGAUGGCCUGUGAAUUUAUCAAGGAAAAUGCUUAUUAUGUGUGUAUAUGUGCUUAACUUGUUCUUUCCCAAUGAAACUGUUUGGUCAUUUGGGUAAUUAUAAUGUGUUAAAUGGUUUAGACCUUUCAGGACUCCCUGGGAAUGGUUUAUCACAGGUUGAGCCAUCUAUGAUACUUGUCAUGUGGAUGAAUUACUCAGUGAUCAAGUUUAAAGGUGGUUUAAAAUGCUUCUCUUUUUAAGAACACCCCUCCAGCUGUAUAAUACAAAUAAAGGCUGUGCAAUCAUGA
Molecule: messenger RNA, 1908 nt
Organism: Triplophysa rosa
Lineage: Eukaryota; Metazoa; Chordata; Actinopteri; Cypriniformes; Nemacheilidae
Gene: ptp4a3a
Product: protein tyrosine phosphatase 4A3a
Exons: 6
Coding region: 499-1020 (173 amino acids)
Biological process (GO): protein dephosphorylation
Cellular component (GO): nucleus
Molecular function (GO): protein tyrosine phosphatase activity
Source: RefSeq, a predicted model, not a curated record